This is a messenger RNA of Oryza brachyantha (malo sina), 3136 nucleotides long. RefSeq names its product alanine--tRNA ligase, chloroplastic/mitochondrial. Gene Ontology annotation, biological process: alanyl-tRNA aminoacylation; tRNA modification. The transcript has 13 exons. The coding region runs from base 80 to 3049 and encodes 989 amino acids. Gene Ontology annotation, cellular component: cytoplasm; cytosol; chloroplast. The record is from RefSeq and is a predicted model, not a curated record. Gene Ontology annotation, molecular function: amino acid binding; aminoacyl-tRNA deacylase activity; nucleic acid binding. Lineage: Eukaryota; Viridiplantae; Streptophyta; Magnoliopsida; Poales; Poaceae.
CGAUAAUCCUCGCGACGCCAGCAAGCUAAAGCCACAAACACCAUACGCGCGCGGAGGCGGAGCUCUCUCUCCCUCUCCCAUGGAGGCGGCCGCGCUCUCCCCCACCGCCGCCUCCCGCCCUCUCCCACUCCUCUCCACCGCGCCCGCCCGCCGCCUCCAGGCACUCCUCCCUCCCCUGCCUCUCUUCCCCCGCCGCCGCCUCCGCCCCUCUGCCCGACCCCGUGGGCUGGGCCGUGUCUGUGUGGGAGAUGGCAUGGCGAGGAGGGGCUCGGCUCGUAAGAGCGGGAUGCUCGUGAGGAGCAGCUCGUCAGUCGAAUCGGCAACUCAUGAGGUGGGCACAGCUAGUUCGGGGGAGUGGAGUGGGGGCGCCAUUCGGCGACGUUUCCUCGAUUUCUAUGCUGCACGUGGCCAUAAGAUCCUCCCCAGCUCGUCGCUUGUGCCAGAUGACCCUACCGUGUUCCUCACUAUCGCUGGGAUGCUUCAGUUCAAGCCUAUAUUCCUUGGCAAGGAACCUAGGCGUGUUCCAUGUGCCACUACCUCCCAGAAAUGUAUACGGACAAAUGACAUUGAAAAUGUGGGGCGCACAACUCGACAUCAGACCUUCUUUGAGAUGCUUGGGAACUUCAGCUUUGGUGAUUACUUCAAGAAGGAAGCAAUCACAUGGGCAUGGGAGCUGACAACCAAGGAGUUUGGGUUACCCCCAGAAAGAUUAUGGAUUAGUGUUUUUGAAGAUGAUGAUGAAGCAUUUUCAAUUUGGCACAAUGAGGUUGGUGUACCAAAAGAGCGGAUAAAAAGGUUGGGCGAGGAGGAUAACUUUUGGACUAGUGGUGCAACUGGACCCUGUGGCCCAUGUUCUGAAAUUUAUUAUGAUUUCUAUCCUGAGAAAGGAUCCUCAGAUGCGGAUUUGGGUGAUGAUAGCCGAUUCAUCGAAUUCUAUAAUCUCGUCUUCAUGCAAUUCAACAAAAAGGAUGAUGGAUCACUUGAACCAUUGAAACAAAAGAACAUUGAUACAGGGAUGGGCCUUGAGCGUAUGGCACGUAUUCUUCAAAAGGUUCCAAACAACUACGAGACAGAUUUGAUUUUCCCAAUUAUUGAAAAGGCAGCAAGCAUGGCAAUAGUGUCCUACAGCACAGCUGAUGAUGCUAUGAAGACAAAUCUUAAAAUUAUUGGGGAUCACAUGAGAGCAGUUGUUUAUCUCAUAUCAGAUGGGGUCAUCCCCUCGAACAUUGGGAGGGGAUAUGUUGUCCGAAGGCUUAUAAGAAGAGUAGUUCGAACUGGUAGACUGAUAGGUAUAAGAGGUGAUGGGCAUGGAAAUUCAGAAGGUGCCUUCUUACCUUCACUAGCUGAGGUAGCGAUUGGUCUUAGCAUGGAGAUAGAUCCAGAUGUUGAAUCUAGACGGAAAUCAAUUCUUGGAGAACUUCAAAGGGAGGAGCUGCGAUUUGUUCAGACUUUGGAAAGAGGUGAAAAGUUAUUAGAUGAACUUCUGGAUGAGGCAUUAUUAAGUGCUGGUAAUAAUGGCAGUAAGCCUUGUCUAUCUGGAAAAGAUGUUUUUCUUCUCUACGAUACAUAUGGUUUUCCACUAGAGAUUACAGAUGAAAUAGCAGGUGAACGGGGUGUUAGUGUUGACAUUAAGGGAUUUGAUAUUGAAAUGGAAAACCAACGGAAACAAUCUCAGGCUGCUCAUAAUGUAGUUAAACUUUCUGUAGGAAAUGAGACUGAGAUUGUGAAGAGUAUCCCUGAUACUGAAUUUCUGGGAUAUGACUCUCUUUCUGCAACUGCUGUUGUUAAAGGUCUUUUAGUUAAUGGAAACCCAGUGAGCGCAGUUUCAGAAGGUUCUGAUGUAGAAAUAGUAUUAGAUCGGACACCAUUUUAUGCUGAAUCAGGUGGUCAAGUGGGGGAUAAUGGUUUCUUAUAUGUUUACGGAGAAGAUGCAAAACAAAAGGCAGUCAUAGAAAUCAAUGACGUCCAAAAGUCCCUGGGGAAUAUCUUUGUUCACAAAGGCACAAUUAAACAGGGGUCAGUAGAGGUAGGGAAGGAGAUUGAUGCUGCUGUUGAUGCAAAAUUGAGGCAGGGGGCUAAGGUCCAUCAUACUGCAACACAUCUCCUACAAUCUGCUCUUAAAAGUGUCAUUGGUGCAGAAACAUCACAGGCAGGAUCCCUUGUGGCAUUUGACCGUCUGCGAUUUGACUUCAAUUUCCAUCGCCCCCUUUCUGAAGAGGAAUUAAUGAAAAUUGAAUCACUUGUAAACGAGUGGGUUGGCAGUGGUACACAUCUCGAGACAAAAGUGAUGAAUCUGCAGGAUGCAAAAAAUGCUGGUGCAAUUGCUAUGUUUGGAGAGAAAUAUGGCGAGCAGGUCAGAGUUGUAGAGGUCCCUGGGGUAUCGAUGGAACUCUGUGGUGGAACUCAUGUGAGUAAUACUGCUGAGAUUCGUGGUUUCAAGAUUAUCUCAGAACAGGGAAUAGCUUCUGGAGUCAGAAGGAUUGAGGCAGUUGCAGGUGAUGCAUUUGUUGAGUACAUUUGUGCCCGUGACAACUAUAUGCGGCGCUUAUGCUCAUCUCUUAAGGUCAAGGCUGAAGAUGUGAACAGCAGAGUAGAAACGAUUCUUGAAGAACUAAGAUCAGCCAGAAAUGAAGUAUCAUCUCUACGCAGCAAAAUCGCAGUGCUUAAAGCAGCAUCCCUUGCAAGUAAAGCUACAAACGCUGAUAACGUGAGAGUUGUGGUUGAAAACAUGGGGGAGGUGGAUGCCGACGGUCUGAAGAGCGCUGCAGAGUAUCUCGUGGACGCCCUUGAAGACCCUGCCGCUGUGAUCUUAGGUUCAAGCCCGGGUGAUGGCAAAGUCAGCUUGGUUGCGGCCUUCAGCCCGGGCGUCGUCAAGAUGGGAAUCCAGGCAGGGAAGUUCGUCGGCGGGAUCGCCAAACUCUGCGGCGGAGGCGGCGGUGGCAAGCCCAAUUUUGCCCAGGCUGGUGGACGGAAGCCGGAGAACUUGCCAGGUGCGCUUGAGAAGGCACGUGAUGAAAUUGUUGCUGCCAUAUCGUCAAAGUCAAGCUGAUUUUUGUACUGAACCGUGUACAUAGGAAAUAGAACAGCAUUACGGCCAUAUGGUUCACAGGGGCAGUAAAUUUUUUGUCAACCAAUA